AUGUCCUGCCUCCGGCGUCAGACCGUCACCAUCCCUAUGGACACCGUCAAGAUCAUCCAGUCGGAGAAGUUCCCCAGAGAGUGCUCCGUGCCCGUCACGCAGCCACGCUAUGCCCCGCCCCCCCGAGUGGCGUGGGACGGCGGAGGCGAGGGCCAGAUAAUCGUCAACCAGGCCUGCAGCGACCUGACCCUGGACAUAACGGUGUCUCCCAGGCCGAUGGUGUCCACCCCGGCCCCCGUGACGCGCAGGGAGCAGAGCUUCCUGGCGCAGCGCAAAGCCAGUGCCAACGAGAUCUGCUACCACCAGUUCCAGUACAAGAUGGAGGACGUCAUAGUCAACCAGUACGUGCUACGCUCCUCCUCCACCUCCUCUUCCACCUCCUCCUCGUCCACCUGCUCGGGACCCGUCAUGCCCUGCGAGCCCCUGGACUGCCCCACCUGCGGCCACACCUACAACUUCACCGGCAAGCGGCCGCGCAUCCUCUCCUGCCUGCACUCGGUGUGCGAGGAGUGCCUGCAGAUCCUCUACGAGUCCUGUCCCAAGUACAAGUUCAUCUCUUGCCCCACGUGCCGGCGUGAGACGGUGCUUUUCACUGACUAUGGCCUGGCUGCUCUGGCCAUCAACACCAGCAUCCUGAGCCGCUUGCCCUCUGACCCCAACGGGCCCGUGCAGUGGGGCGGGGACGCCGACCGCAGCUGCUACCAGACUGUGCGCCAAUACUGCCAGUCAGCCUGCACCUGCCAGAUCGCUAACCCCUUGUCCUCCUGCGGCAUCAUGUAG
This is a messenger RNA of Limanda limanda (common dab), 780 nucleotides long. RefSeq names its product ring finger protein 208 (gene rnf208). Gene Ontology annotation, molecular function: ubiquitin protein ligase activity. Gene Ontology annotation, biological process: protein ubiquitination. The transcript has a single exon. Lineage: Eukaryota; Metazoa; Chordata; Actinopteri; Pleuronectiformes; Pleuronectidae. The coding region runs from base 1 to 780 and encodes 259 amino acids. The record is from RefSeq and is a predicted model, not a curated record.